AAUCAAAUUUUAAAUCAAUUAUUUUUAAUUAUUGGUUUAUAUUUUGUAGUUUCACAGGCGGCCCAUAUGAAUAUAAUUCAGGAAGGUGCCGAAGUUCGAUCAUAUAAUAAGGAUAUUGUGGAAGAUGUUAAAUUUUAUGUGGAACGAAUUAAUAAAACAAUGGUGACGUUAAAUUAUAAUAUGAGUCCGAAAAAAGAUUUGGUCGAUACGCAUAUGUAUAUUAAAUACGAUGGAUGGACCGAUGGAAAAUGGGUGCGGAAUGAAGUGAUCGAUUUUGAUUUCCCAUUUUGUGAUAUGUAUACCGAUGGUGAUUUAAAUAUUUUUAAACCAUGUAUGACAGAUGGUGUCCGAGGAAAUUUCCCCGAAGAAUGUCCAAAUGAUGGCACGACACUUUUAAAACAAACUUAUUUCAUAAAAGAAUGUUAUUUGGAUGAAAGUGUAAGUUUACAAUUGUUCCUACCUGGUCGUUGGAGGGUUAAUGUUGAUUUCUUUACGGGAGAUGGUGUAGAAAUUUGUCAUUUAUAUUUGUAUAUGAAUUGUAUUGAAAUUCCAUAA
Molecule: messenger RNA, 555 nt
Organism: Chrysoperla carnea
Lineage: Eukaryota; Metazoa; Arthropoda; Insecta; Neuroptera; Chrysopidae
Exons: 4
Coding region: 67-555 (162 amino acids)
Source: RefSeq, a predicted model, not a curated record